CCCUGUGCCCGGCACCCCUGCCCCGAGCUCCCCGCUCCCGGGGCUCCUCCGUGCCGCGGGAUCCCGCCGUGACCCCGGCCGGGGGAGCGCGGUGUGGCCCUGCGCCUGCCGCGCCGUGUAAGAGGGGAAGGGGGAAGCGGUAGGAAAACCCCGUUCUUGCUAAAAUGCAGCUCGCUCUUUUCUUGUCCUGGUGCUGCUGCCUGCAUGGAUGCGCGCUGGGCACCGGCUUCCUCUAUCAAUUCCCAGCAUCAACCCUGCAGCACAACUACCCAGAGCAGAGCUCCGGCUCGCCGGGCAGCGGCUUCGCCAGUCGCCGGCACUGGUGUCACUACACAGUCACAAGGACGGUCUCCUGCCAGGUGCAGAACGGGUCAGAAACGGUGAUCCAGAGAGUUUAUCAGAGCUGCCGCUGGCCAGGACCUUGUGCCAACUUAGUGAGUUACAGGACUCUCAUCAGGCCCACGUACAAAAUGUCCUACAGAACUGUGACCACGCUGGAGUGGAGGUGCUGUCCUGGCUUCACAGGGAGCAACUGUGAGGAGGGUGAGUAA
This is a messenger RNA of Lonchura striata (white-rumped munia), 551 nucleotides long. The record is from RefSeq and is a predicted model, not a curated record. NCBI's taxonomy places the organism in Eukaryota, Metazoa, Chordata, Aves, Passeriformes, Estrildidae.